Schizosaccharomyces octosporus yFS286 is the source of this 854-nucleotide messenger RNA. RefSeq lists its product as uncharacterized. The record is from RefSeq and is a predicted model, not a curated record. The transcript is spliced from 6 exons. The coding region runs from base 219 to 854 and encodes 211 amino acids. Lineage: Eukaryota; Fungi; Ascomycota; Schizosaccharomycetes; Schizosaccharomycetales; Schizosaccharomycetaceae.
AUUACCAUGAGUUUUUCAACUACGCUUCAUCUUUUAAGAGGAGCUUUUUGUUGAAAAGUGCUUUUAUUUAACGUUUUAAAAGAAAGGAAUUAUUUUUUUUUGUGACAGAUCCGUGAACGGUAGAACCAGUUCCUACGGACUUAUUUGGUAAAUCUAGCUAGUAUCGUUUUGGAUGUAUAUAUCUGCAUUAUUUUGUGUUUCUAGCUGCCAUUGUAAAAAUGAAGAAUAAUUACGCUCCAGUUUCGGAUUCUGAUGACUCUUUCAAAGUGCUCAAUGAUGAAAAGUCAGAUGCUAGAUCUUUAGAUGGUACUGGUACGCCUCCUCCGUACUCAGCUCCGAAUAAAUUUAUUGAUUUAGAAAUGGCUGAUGGAUCCACUCAGCAUUCUGCCCAAGAGUCCACUAACAAUAUUGGGUCGGAUUCGACAUAUUCGAUGUGGGUUUCAGCGAAUAUCUUCUUAUUUUUUGCGUCUCUUGUGUAUGUUAUUCCUGUGAGGACGGAAACCUUUUGGGGACUUUCUGUUACCUGUCCAGUGUCCAUUGUAGUAUUUCUCUAUUCAAUUUCUCAAAUUCCUAAAGAAUGGUUCAAUCAAACUGGUAGAGUGCUGUCCUACUUAUUCACGCAAAUUUGUAGUGUACUGUCCAACAUGUGUGUCGCAGUAAUAUGUACGGAUACGCGACAACUUCGAAUCUUCAUUGCUGCUUCAGGAAACUUCAUGGGAAACAUGGUGAAUGACAUACCAAACGACAUAAGAAAUGCUGCGAAUUAUGUUCGACCGACAGAUCCAGAAAAUGAAGCACCUCAUAACGAGGAAAUCGAGCUUCAACCUUUUGCUGGGCAAAGCGGUGAAGUUUGA